Messenger RNA from Penicilliopsis zonata CBS 506.65, 1984 nucleotides. RefSeq lists its product as hypothetical. The transcript is spliced from 4 exons. NCBI's taxonomy places the organism in Eukaryota, Fungi, Ascomycota, Eurotiomycetes, Eurotiales, Aspergillaceae. The coding region runs from base 258 to 1751 and encodes 497 amino acids. The record is from RefSeq and is a predicted model, not a curated record.
UCAGAGCAUUAUCUCCCCGACCGCUGCAGCCAAUUUUCUUAUUCACGGUAUCAAGGAUGAUCUUAUUUACUGGACUAGAAGCAACAAACGGGAUCUAUUGAGCAGAAAUGCGGAUAUGACAUGGCAGGACUAUUUACAACUAUGCGACCAUGCAGUGUACCAAAUGAUGGAAUGAUACACGUCAUAGGGUGGUGGGCAGUAGAUGGAUAGACAAAAGGUCUUUAUGUGUAAUAUUAAUCUGUAUAUCCUUUGAAAGAAUGCCUGUCGUUAUUCUAUUGAUAUUGUUGAUGCCUUGUUGCCUUCUGCCUUGCUUAUAUCCGCUAACCCCGACUCUUCCUUUUCCUCUCCUUCCUCUCCUUCCUCUCUUUCUUCUCUUUCUUCUCUCUCUCUCUCUCUCUCUCUCUCUCUCUCUCUCUCUCUCUCUCUCUUAUCUCUCACCAUCACUCGCAAUGCCCUUCGAAUUCAUCAACCAGAACGAUUCCAUCGACUCCACUGCCCGCAAACGCAUCCGUCGCCAUGUCGCCUUGGGUCGUAACGCCGGCAAGACGAUCGACCGACGCAGGCGGACGGUGGUUGAGAGGCAGAGACAGGAGAGACAGGACAACCAGGACAGUCAAGACGAGAAGCUGGCAAUCGAAUAUCCCAUAGACGAUGGAUUAUCCUUCCCCGUCCCUUUAAGCGGUGAAACAAGAGAAAGGGCAAGAAAGGCCUUCUUUUUCUUCAGUGGUCCUCGAUUCUCGCCAGAACUGCACGAUGCGCUAAAAUCAACCGGUGUGUCGAUCUGGGUGCAGUAUAUGCUCUCUGACGAAGCCUACUUCCACUCAGUCAUGGCAAUCUCACUGAUGACGGUCGACAAUAGCCCUGCGAUAGCCCUGCGGCACCUCUCAUACACUCUCCGAUUGCUGAAUCAACGACUCACAGGCGGCCAGUCUGUAGCCGACAACACCAUCGCCGUGGUGGUAAGUAUGGCCAAGUGUGAGGGCCAUCAAGGGCGGUUCCGACAAGGAGUCGUGCAUAUACAGGGAUUGCGACAGAUGGCACAACUGAGGGGGAUGUCUGUAUUCGCUCAAACGAAACCUGCUCUCGCGCAGAAGAUGUUUAGAUCCGAUCUCGAAUACGCUCUCCAGCUUGGCUCAAGGACUCUGUUUACUGUACAGGAAGUGAAGACAGGUAGUCAAGCUCUGGUUGGUCUGGAUACCGACACCGAGAUGGAUACCCUGUCAUCUCUCCUGGAUGACUUGAUGACCUUUUCGGCGCUGACCAACGGUGCUCUGGCUGGUCUUCCCAAGAUUGAUGCGGAUGUCUACCAUGAUACGAUCAUCUUAUUGGGGUAUAGACUGUUGGCUCUGGCGUCGAUGGGAGGAGGGUCUCUCGGCCAAGAUGACCAGCUCCUCUACAUUGGGAUGAUGGCGUUUCUGACGAGCUUUCUGCCCAGGAUGGACCGCAAGAUGGAGAAGUAUCCACUGCUACGGGAGAUGGCUGUCGUCGCAGUACAAAGCGACCCGUCCACGAAACAGCUCUGGGCGAUGUUUAUGGCUGGCGUCACGAUCUUCCAGACAUCGGACGAUGCGUGGAUCCUCCCUAUGAUUCGGAAUACCGUCGAUUGUCUUGGGUUGUACACUUGGGAAGACAGUGAAGAAACAAUAUCCCAGUUCCCGUGGGUACCUGCAUUACAUAGUGCAAACGGAAGAACGUUAUGGGAGAGAGUAGAAACAUGGACUGCUGAUUCGAUGAUAACUACUCAAUGUUGAUCUCAUACAGCCGCUGCACACACCCCGGCUGGAUUGUCUCCAACUCACGGGCGAUCGCCUCCCACACACGCUGCUGCGACUGUUUCCCAGCUUCAUCGUCUAUCCAGGGGGGGACCACAUUUCUAUCGAAUUGUCAGCAUUAUGCUUACACAUCUUUACACAUAUUUUUGACGAAGGAUACUUACUCUCCCAUCUCACACGAAUGAAGGAGACACCCAUGAGUCUCUUCGCCG